This is a messenger RNA of Atta colombica, 3521 nucleotides long. It is a transcript of the gene PIP5K59B, whose product is annotated as phosphatidylinositol 4-phosphate 5-kinase type-1 alpha-like. The transcript has 18 exons. Gene Ontology annotation, biological process: phosphatidylinositol metabolic process. NCBI's taxonomy places the organism in Eukaryota, Metazoa, Arthropoda, Insecta, Hymenoptera, Formicidae. The record is from RefSeq and is a predicted model, not a curated record. Bases 543 to 3152 code for a protein of 869 amino acids. Gene Ontology annotation, molecular function: phosphatidylinositol kinase activity.
UCGAGACUCUCGGCCUCGACAGGUCUCGCGAGUAUCGUCGUCGUCAAGCAGUCGUCAAAUAUCGUGUCAUUCGUGUCCCAUUGCUAUCAGGCCGAGACUGGAGAUUUGCAACACGGGACUUUAGGCAAGAUUCUCUCUUUCUCUUCGCGCGUUUCGAGGAAAUCGUGAGUGAGGCAUAUUAUAAUUUUACAACGAGCGGCGGAAUCCGGAAUCGCGGGCGCGCAGCGCGACUGAUGUCGCGCGGGACGGCGCGGCGGUACUCCGACGACGACGGGUCACGUAAUCAAUCGUGAUCGGUCGCGCGCGUCGUGAGUCGUCUACAACGAACGGGUGGCCGCCGCCCGCGGCACGGUUUUCGCGCGCCAGCAGUCCGUCGAAACAUGCGUCCGUUGCGGGGCGACGGGAACCGAGCGACAACCGAGGAGGCUCCUUCGAGGAACUGUCAGGGGGACCGUCGCCACCACCAUCGCCGCCGACGCCGCCACCACCACUGCCGUUACGCGUGAGUCAGUGCAGGAUCGGACGGAGGCGACGCACGCAAAAUGGCUUCGGGCGACAAUGUGGACGUGAUCGAGGUGGUCGAGACGAGCUUCCCCGUGCCGGCGCAGCCCACGGUGGAUCACCUUAGACCGGAGCAAUCCACCAUCGAGGAGGACUAUAAAUCGACCGGAGAGAAAAUAACAUCAUUUGAUAGCUCAGUAGUACAACAUGGUACGACAGGUGGCAAGACCCUCGUGGGGGUAUCAAGAAACAAAUCGGAACGAGAGAGGAAGAUUGGGCAUCGAAGAGUUGGAGUGGGAGGUGAAAUCACAUAUAAGAAGAUUCAAACAACACAAAUUAUGGGAUCUAUUCAAUUGGGUAUACAGCAUGCUGUUGGCGGUCUUGCAAGUAAACCGGAACGUGAUUUAUUAAUGCAAGACUUUAUGACUGUGGAAACAACGAACUUUCCUAGUGAAGGGUCAAAUCAUACUCCAGCCCAUCAUUUCUCGGAGUUUAAAUUUAAGAACUAUGCACCUAUUGCAUUUCGUUAUUUUAGAGAUCUCUUUGGCAUUCAGCCGGAUGAUUUUUUGAUGUCAAUGUGUAGUGCACCAUUACGUGAGUUAUCAAAUCCUGGCGCCAGUGGAAGUAUCUUUUAUCUAACGGAUGAUGAUGAAUUUAUCAUAAAGACUGUUCAACACAAAGAAGGAGAGUUUUUGCAAACUCUACUUCCAGGAUAUUACAUGAAUCUAAAUCAGAAUCCAAGAACAUUAUUGCCAAAGUUUUUUGGAUUGUACUGCUAUCGAUGUAAUAGUAAAAAUGUUAGAUUAAUUGCUAUGAAUAAUCUUUUACCUUCAUCUGUAAAAUUGCAUCAAAAAUAUGAUUUAAAAGGGUCUACAUACAAAAGAAAGGCAUCGAAAACAGAACGUUCGAAGUCUUCACCAACAUAUAAAGACCUAGAUUUUAUAGAACAUCAUCCAGAGGGUAUCUUUUUAGAAGCCGACACAUAUGGUGCAUUAGUAAAAACUAUUCAACGGGAUUGUCGUGUAUUAGAAAGUUUCAAAAUUAUGGAUUAUUCUUUACUUGUUGGAAUCCAUAAUCUUGACCAGGCUGCAAAAGAAAAAGCUCAAGAACAAAGAUUAUCGGCAAGUGCCGAUGAAGAAAUUGAUGAAAUGGGUGGCGAAAGUGACGGAUUCAUUCAAUCUGAGAGAGAAAAACAGAAAGAGGAUAGAAUAGGCGCUGCUGCUUUAAAUCGAUCACGUAGUAUAAAUCGUCAAAGAUUGGUUGCUCAUAGUACAGCAAUGGAAAGUAUUCAGGCUGAGAGUGAACCAAUAGAUGAAGAGGAUGAUGUACCUUCAGGUGGCAUUCCUGCCAGAAACGCGCGUGGUGAACGUCUUUUAUUGUUCCUUGGAAUUAUUGACAUUUUGCAAAGCUACAGGUUGAAAAAGAAACUGGAACAUACGUGGAAAUCGAUGAUACAUGAUGGGGACACUGUAUCAGUGCACCGACCAGGAUUUUAUGCACAACGCUUUCAGGAUUUCAUGGCCAAGACAGUAUUUAAGAAAAUACCAUCACUGGACCUGCCUGAGAUUAAGGGGAAUCACCGCAAAUUCCGUAACCUCGUCACCAGCUAUAUAGCUUUGAAACAUUCCCCAUCGAAGAGAAAAAGUAUAAGCAGACCAUUGAGGCCGCUAGAAGGUGACUUUGAUUCAACCGCGGUGGCGGCAACUGGAGGUUCGACAAUGCAUGCUACAUCACCUACAAAGGCCGUUAGCCCGCCCGAUCCUGCGAUCAGCGCAACGAACGUGGCGGCCUCGGUGCCGAUUGCCACCUCCACCCCGGUUAACCUUGCCGCCGGUCCGCUGAGUCCGCCCCCAUUGACCUUAGCCGCUGGUCAAGGUCCACAUCACGAGCAUCCGCCCGGGGCCGCCCCCACGGUCAAGGUUACGAGUUACCCGGCCGUACUGAAGGGUAGAAGCGCGGCCAGUCCGCCGAACCCGAACCUGGUGCCGUCCGGCAAGAUCCCACCUCCAGUGCCACCGCGGGGCACGGGCGCCUCGAGGACCGCCAGGUCCUCCGAGGAUCACCGGGCGGCCAGCACCGCCGCCUCGACGUCGUCGUCGGUGACUUCCAGCCGAGGUGGCACCCUUCCUUCCACCUGCUCCACCCCGCCCCCGCCCUUUGAUGAUGCAGUCCACUCGAACGACCAAACGUUGGCUUCUGGUGGUCACCUUCAGCAAAGCGGCGCAACUCCUAUUCUUACGAGCAAUCUGUUCUCUACUCAUUCCAAACAAAAUAAGGUUGUUCAUCACGUUACUCUCACCAAGACGUAUCACGACACUGUAAGCAUAUCGGACGUGCAUUUGGAGAGCAGCGGUAGCGGUAGUGGCAGUGGCGGCAGGGAAACCAAGUCGUCACUGAGUGUCGAGAGUGGCGGCAGCAGCAGUCGAGGUGGCGGCGGUCUCACAUGGACCCCACCGGCCGGAAGUGCUGAGGGCUCGACGCCAACGUGGACCGAAGGCACGCCAUCCUUCACCGAGAGCUCCAGCAGUGGCGACAUAGGUUGCCCAACCACGCCAAUCAAGGGUAAUCAACGUCAGGAUGACGGUGGAAGGAUCGCGGCCACUGUGGAGGAGGCCCUAGCGAGUCUCACGACUGAGAUGACUCACCUGUAGACAAGUGAACACGGAGAUAAUUGUAAAAAAAAAAAAGUGAAAAAAGAGCGAGACAGAACUGAUUACGGAACAUGACUGGCCUGACGGGCAGUUGGUGCAUUUAGAAAUCUCUGGAAAUAAUAUGAAAGAGGCAUUAGGAUUAUUAAUGUAAGUUUAAAUGUAGCAAUAAGCAAAUGUACUCGGAUUUGUACGAGGUGUUGCCGAUGCAUCCCUUUACACCGAGAGAAAAAUUAGUGCAAUUAUAGAUUCUAAUAGAAUUUUUACAAGACAAUUAGAAAAUAUAAGUACAAAAUUAAUGAAAAUAUAUUAUUAAAUUUAGGCAACCAUAAAUUAUUAUAGGUUAUCAGCUCGAGAAGAGAGAUUUUCCUC